Messenger RNA from Chlorocebus sabaeus (green monkey), 1447 nucleotides. Lineage: Eukaryota; Metazoa; Chordata; Mammalia; Primates; Cercopithecidae. The record is from RefSeq and is a predicted model, not a curated record.
CCUGGCAGGGGAGGGAGUUGACGGGCUGACAUAGGAAACUCCCCUGGAACCUGUUUCUCAGCUUUCUGGCCCAGCUGGGGCACCCGCUGGAAGGAGAGGCCAGGCGGAAGACCCUGGCCCUGCCAUGGCCUCUGCCGUGAGGCCACCCCGGGUCCCCAAGCCUAAGGGUGUCCUGCCUUCACACUACUAUGAGAGCUUUCUAGAGAAGAAGGGGUCCUGUGACCGGGAUUACAAGAAGUUCUGGGCAGGCCUCCAGGGACUCACCAUUUAUUUCUACAAUAGCAAUCGGGACUUCCAGCACGUGGAGAAGCUCAACCUGGGAGCAUUUGAGAAACUCACUGAUGAGAUUCCCUGGGGAAGCUCACGUGACCCUGGCACCCACUUCAGCCUGAUUCUCCGGAAUCAGGAGAUCAAGUUCAAGGUAGAGACCUUGGAGUGUCGGGAAAUGUGGAAAGGCUUCAUCUUAACGGUGGUGGAGCUCCGUGUCCCGUCCAACCUGACCCUGCUUCCUGGGCACCUAUACAUGAUGGCUGAAGUCUUGGCCAAAGAGGAGGCGCGCCGUGCACUGGAGACACCCUCGUGCUUCCUGAAGGUGAGCCGGCUGGAGGCACAACUGCUCCUGGAGCGCUACCCAGAGUGCGGGAACCUGCUGCUGCGGCCCAGCGGGGACGGUGCUGACGGCGUGUCGGUCACCACGAGGCAGAUGCACAAUGGGACGCACGUGGUCCGGCAUUACAAGGUGAAGCGGGAGGGCCCCAAGUACGUGAUCGACGUGGAAGAGCCGUUCUCUUGCACCUCCCUGGACGCCGUGGUCAACUAUUUCGUGUCGCACACCAAAAAGGCGCUGGUGCCAUUCCUGUUGGACGAGGACUACGAGAAGGUGCUAGGCUACGUGGAAGCCGAUAAGGAGAAUGGCGAGAGUGUGUGGGUGGCGCCCUCCGCCCUGGGCCCAGGUCCUACACCCUGCACAGGUGGCCCCAAGCCCCUGCCACCUGCAUCUGUGCCUGUGUCCAGCCAGGAUAAGCUGCCCGUGUUACCCCCACUGCCCCCACUACCGAACCAGGAAGAGAACUACGUGACCCCCAUUGGAGAUGCCCCAGUUGUUGACUAUGAGAACCAAGACGUGGCUUCCUCUAGUCGGCCGGUCAUCGUGAAGCCGAAGAAGUUGCCAAAGCCUCCUGCAAAGCUUCCAAAGCCACCCGUUGGACCCAAGCCAGAGCCCAGAGUCUUUAAUGGUGGCUUGGCCAGGAAGCUGCCAGCCAGCUCAGCCCAGCCUCUCUUCCCUGCAGCUGGGCUGGCGGACAUGACGGCAGAGCUACAGAAGAAGCUGGAGAAGAGGCGGGCACUGGAGCACUGAUUCGGACACGCCGGGGACCAGUGGGCCAGUCCCAGGGCAUGGCCCAGGGGCCAGAUUCUUUCUCCCAGGAUUAAAACUCUGACCCCAGGA